Messenger RNA from Amoebophrya sp. A120, 3962 nucleotides. The record is from the annotation of a GenBank genome assembly. NCBI's taxonomy places the organism in Eukaryota, Dinophyceae, Syndiniales, Amoebophryaceae.
CGUUGAGUGCACGAAAUAUGGUCUACUCUCCGACACAGGAAGAAGGAUGUUACUUACUUUUCUUGAGCCUCUCUCAUUGUCAUUACCUAGAUGCCUGUAUAGAGCGUAACUGGAAAAAGCAGGCGUGUAGGGUUAGCUCUCACCCGGAGCGCUUCUUGGUGCGUAGUACAAGGGUACAGCAGUGGUUACAGGGUAAGUACUGAAAAAAAUGCCACACAGUCGAUGAACCGUUGGACGAAGAGACGCGGGGAGCGGGAGCGGCUACGGUGGGCGCUCGCUGCGCAGACCAGUAACACCGGCACCAGAACGACGGAGACAGAACAAGUACUACGGGAAGACGGUCUUCAGCGCUGCACCGCAGCACGGUUCGGGCAUGCUGUGCCCGAGCGGCAGACGGAGGACGACCUCGAGAGCGUCUCCACUGAUGACCGGUCACAAGGUUCGGGUCCUCCCAUCUCCAGUCCCAAGGUGCACGACGACCAGUGUACCCUGACAGCAGGCGAAGCACUGGUGCCGUGUGCGACAAAAAGAGUUCUGGAAGAAAUGGUACUGCGUGUUCUUCGAGACGAGGUAAAUCUGUUCGGCUUGAAGCGACUGACCGCUUGCGAGGUUUCUGCCAACCUGAUCGAACGGACGGACCUCGACUUUUCCUCUUACCUCUUUGCUCCUGAAGAUGCGACUAUUGGCAUCCUGCCCUGCCAUGAAAAACAAAAAGCACAGGAGUCAACCCUCGAUGACAAGAACGAUUCCCACGACCAACUGAUUUGCCCGCCGAAAUCAGAGAAACGUGCGCGCAAGCUCGCGCGCGAGGCAAUGGAGGCCCUGACGGAGGAGAAAAGAAGCUUGCUGUUGAGACGCCCAACGAGCCUGUUUGUUUACGCGGUUCUAUGCAAGCGCUUCGCGAUUGCCAACUGCCUGUUGCAAGCAUGCGCAGGGAACCCGAGGGUGUUUCUCUUUAGCCAGCAAACCGCAGAAGAAGGCUUGCCCGCCGAGGUGCAAGCGGCUGUGGGAAACCUUCUUCGUUGCAAGCUACACACCGCCUUUGCGUCGUACGUUUUCCAGACACUAGCAGAACUGAUUUCGUUCCCGGGGUCUGCUGCCUCCGCGGACGCAGCAGAGGACUAUUCAUGUCGGUUGUGCGGGUCCUCUCACAAUGAAAUUCUUUUCAAGUGUCCCCAAAAAUGCAAUGAACCAGCGGCAGAACAUUCUUCACGGCAGCACCAUUUCUGCGAGACGUGCUUCUGGAGUUUCGUCGCUGCACCCGCGCGCGAGCCCCUACUCCGGGGAGACUCCGAGUCCAGCGAGGCUUUCCUAUGCUGUCCUUGGUGCCGCCGCGAGCUGGCACCGGCGCGGAAGGACGCAGCUCCACACCGCUGUGGUCCCGCUGUCGCGCCAUCGUGUGCUGCUCGUUCGGCCGCCGAUAUGUCGCUCGCGCGCUUUACGGCGUUACCGACGGAGACGCCGGACACGCUGUCGACGUACUUGAAGAAGCUUAGCAACAAUUUUACGAAGACCGUGCCGUUGUCGCUGCACGAGACGAAGGCGCUCAACGUCGGCUGUUCGCAACAGGAACGUACGAAGCAGUGGAUCCGUGCCGUCGCGAGCAAGGACGUGCUGCGACUCCGGGCCUUGCUGCACGCGGGCGUCGACGUGGACGCGCGGUGCUCGGAAUACGGCGCCACGGCUUUGUUUCGGGCCUGCGAGGAGAAUUGGGGCCGCGGCGUGCGGUUCUUGCUGGACGAGUGCGGGUGCACAGUUGGUGACGCGAACAAUGGCUUGUCCACGGCGGCUCUUACCUGGCGGGCUAACGAACUUCGGCGAGGCGGGUCUGAUUCGCUGGGUGAUGCCCGACAGCGCAAAGAGGCAACCGAAAUUACACUCGCGAAGCUUGGCUGCACCAAUUAUUGCUCCAGCGUUGAAGAAGACGUCAAAAGCUGCCCGGCUCUUGCAGAUUUUCAGCAGAAGCAGGCGCACUACAAAGAAUUCCUGGAGAAGUGUAACGCGGAACUGAUGCGACGAUGGAAUGUAAUCAGAACAGUACCAGUUGGGAGGACAGCGACGUCUGAAGGGCCAUGGCUGAACGAAGCCGAGACAGAAAAACCAAGUUCAGGCACUGGUCUGGCCGAUGACCGUGCUGCUCGUGAUGAAAGUGAACAACAACAAUCUCCUUUCCCCGUUCCUCGGGCCACUGUAGUGUACGACUGCGAGUUGGCCGGGAAUAAAUCUCCGAGUGGGCCCGUUUCGUCGUGUGCAGCUACUAGCGAAAAGCAACUACAUGCGACGAGUGCCUUUAUAGUUGACGACGUUUUUCCGGAGUGCUUCCUCGACGCACUGCGGUUCAUCUUUGGCGAAUUGAAAGCGGUCGAGAAAAUGGGGAAAUCCGAUGUUUGUGCGGCCAGGCGGUAUUUUUCGGAUACUGAAUUUCUCAUACAGCCGUGGCUCUCCUACGCCGUGGAGACGCGAGUGUACAAGUACGAUGCACAAGAGAAGUGUCAAGAGAGCGGGAAUACUGCUGGCACGACUGUGGAAGACAAGGAGAUACCCAAAGAAGAAGACGCCUGGAGAAUGAUGCUGCGUGAUAUGGCGACACACAAUCGAACAUACAAAAACAUGCGGUUUUUGAACUACCACACUGCGGGUGGCGCCGUCUCGCGACACACCGACCUUUCUCGCACCGACGCUCAGGGAUUUACUUCCACCCAUACUUUUCUGCUCUAUUUCGACGUGUGUAGUACAAGUGGGGCAGACGCACGCACCGAGCGUGGUGCCAUUAGUGGGACGAAGGUAGCCAUGGCUGGCGACAUGAAUACUGAUGACCAAAACGCCAAGGAUGCCGGCCCUUCUGAGGACGCGAGGCAAGUGGACUGCCCAAAUGGGGGAGAAACGCGGCUGUAUUUGAGGGACUCAGACGGUUUCUCAGCAUCGGGAGCAACGGCCUCCGGGCGACGUGCGGUAAACAACGAAGAUGAACACUCCGGACACUUUCAUGAUGUUUCUCCGAAGAAUGGGAGGUUGCUCCUGUUUCCCCACGACUGUUGGCACGAGGGGCUGGCGGUUGUGGACCCGCCAAAGGUUCUGCUGCGAGGAGAGAUUCUGCUUACUGGGUGAUUCAGUGUCUUUGUGAUGGCUGGGUGAUCUACGUUUCACACCGUCUUCGAUCGCCAAUUUCGAUUCUUGCGCAGAACGCCGAUAAAUCAUGAAAGGUGUGGACACAAUUCGAAUCGAUUGCUGAACGAGAGUGCUCCCCGGGGCCAAACUUGUGCAUCGAUUGCUCUCGGCUCGUUUUCGGAGGUUCAUGAUCUGUAUCGUUCUUGCAGAAGGUUGUCAACUGCGAGUGCUCCGCCGGCACAGAAAGUCUCAUAUCGAUCCGCAGAAGGGCUUGAAAACAAGGCAAUAAAUCAAAGGAAUGUAGCGUGACGUUACUAUGGGCAUUCUUUCGGAGCUUCUCAUCUCCGCCCGGUCUGGGUUCGACUCAAGCCUCUACGAGCGGCCGCGGUUCGCAAACGCGCUAAGCCUUGCGCAGGAACCUGACGCUGCAUCGUGUGCGGGGCUGGAUCACCAAUUGAAUGGCAGACACGGUCACACAAAGCAUCGCACCGCGUUCUGUUGCGUGAAGAAGGUCGACGGGGGCAAAGAAGAAGAUCUGUGUGUGGCGAAGACGCCGGAAGACAAAACAGCUUGCAACGAGAAGGGUGGCGAGGUCAAAGGUGACAAGUCGUGCCCGAGUAAGCCUCCAUGCUCAAGUGCGUAAGUACUGAUGUCCAUAGCGACAAGUGAGACCGACUGAAGUUUCGAGCUCGGAACCUUAAGCGCGAAAAGAACUUGUUACUACUCAAUCUUUUUGUUAGAAGCGAACCUACCUCACGUGCCUGCAAUGCCACAAUAUCUGAGCUUGCUGGCAGGUAAGAAGCGACGAACAAUACCAAUGGCAGAAGGUCGUCCUUGUCUUGAGGCAGUCAGAU